AUGGAGGUAUCAGGCCGUAAAGAAUGGGACGAUAAACAUUCAACAUCUAACCAAGGGAGGCAACUUACGGUUCUUUGCCAGCCUUGUGAGUGUGACGGUGAUACAAUAGAAGCGGAAGCAUUCUGUGAAACCUGUAACGAGUUUAUCUGUUCUCAAUGUCUUAAGGUUCAUCGUAAAUUGGCUAUGAGUAAAAAUCACGUGAUAAAGUCAAAGAAUGAAAUGCCAAUAUCAGGAAAAAAGCAAAAAGAUCCAUGUUCUGAGUUGUGUUCAGUCCAUCAUACUGAAAUAGUAAAUUUCUAUUGUGAAGACCAUAAUUCUGUAGGAUUAGGAUGUGGAGAUUGUAUGGUCCUUAGCCACAAAACGUGUUCUGUUAAACUCGUCAAUGAUGUAUCCGACAACUAUGAUACUUGCGAGGAACUCGUGCAAAUCAAGAGUAAGACGCAAAACUUUCUGCGUAGAAUUUUAUCUUACCAAGGUGAUAUUGUAAAUAACAUAAAGACUGCUGACGAAAUGAGAGAAAAAAUUAUGAAAGAAAUUCACAUUUUUCGACAAGAGAUUAAUGAAUAUUUGGAUAAUGCUGAGGCAGAUCUGCUGAAAGGAAUAGAUCAGCUGACAUCGGAACAAGUGUCUCAUCUUGAGCAUAUGCAAAAAGAAUUUGAGUCUUUGGACACUGAAAUGAGAGAAUGCCUAGACAAAAUAAGUAACAAUUCAGAUAAGAUUAAUCAAAUGUUUAUAGUGACAAAACUUGCCCAUGAAAGGAUUGAAGCCUGCCAGAUUUCAACAGAGGAGCUAGCAUCUAAAUGUGAGAUCGAAAUAUUUGACUUUGUGAAGUCUCAAGAGUUAGAAAAACUUGUAACAGACAAAUGUCCCAUUGGUGUUAUUAAUGAAAAAAAUCGGAAGUUACGUACACAGAGCAAAAAGAGCCUGAAAGAUGUUCAAACAACGCUGUUUAAGAGACUUCAUGUCAGGCCAGCAGACGACACAAAGAAAUGCACAAUAUCAGGAAUAGACACAAUUUCAUGUGACAAACUCUUGCUUGUUGAUUUUAAAAAUUAUUGUCUUAAACUUUUAAACAUAGAAGAGAAUAAGAUAACCUGUAGCUUCAAAACGGAUGGUCAACCAUGGGACAUUACUAAAAUCAAUACAGGAUUAUUCGCAGUAACAAUAAACACAACAGGUGAAAUACUAUUCAUAAAUACAUCAAAUGGUAUUUCUAAAAGUCACAGUAUUAAGGUCAGAAAGAACUGUAGAGGUAUCGACUACCGUCACGGAGUUCUUGCUGUAUCUUUCAGCAAUCCAGCAUGCGUUCAGCUACUUGACAUGGAAGGGAGCAUAAUGAAGGAGUUUGAUAUCCGGAAACAUUGUUCAUCACCUUUUUAUAUAGCUUUAUGUAACUUCGACAACAAAAGCUUCAUUGUGUCUGGUUUCUAUGAAAAUGUUCUUGUUGAGUUUACUGUUGAUGGGAAAGUAAAGGAUAAAAUUGACACGAAAUCACCAAGAAAACUAAUUAUGACACAUGAUGGAGCAGUUAUUGUUUGUUUUGAAGGUAUCAGUGAUAGACUUAACAUGCUUGCACCAAAUACAAGAGAGGUGCUUCCUAUUGCUGUGAAAGGUGUCGAGAAACCAAUUUGCUUGGCGAUAUCUGAUGAUCAGACGAAGAUGUUUAUAUAUGACAGGUCAAAUGAUGAUAUCAAAGUGUUUGAUAUCAACUAA
Ruditapes philippinarum (Manila clam) is the source of this 1713-nucleotide messenger RNA. RefSeq lists its product as uncharacterized. NCBI's taxonomy places the organism in Eukaryota, Metazoa, Mollusca, Bivalvia, Venerida, Veneridae. Gene Ontology annotation, molecular function: zinc ion binding. The record is from RefSeq and is a predicted model, not a curated record. Bases 1 to 1713 code for a protein of 570 amino acids. The transcript has a single exon.